AUGAAUGUUACCAAUUCUUUAAAUACUUCAAAUUAUAUUAAAAAAGAAGUUAUUAAUGAAAUGUCCAAUGAUAAUACAACAAACAUUGAUUUAAUAAAUAAUUCCAGAAAAAGUAGUGUUAUGUUAUCGAAUUAUCGUCUUCAAACUCAUGUAACUGUUAAGAAGUUUAAAGAAUUAUACCUUGCUGGAGAGUUAAAUGAUAAUAUUUUAACACCGAAACAUAAAACUAUAUGUAAAGAUAGUAAUAUUAAUAUUGUUAAAAAAGUAUCAACUUUAAAACAAGAAUGUAAUGUCAAAAGAAUGAUUAAACUACCAUCAAGAAAAAAAUUUCAAAUUGGUGCACAAGAUAAAUUUGAAAUGGCUAAAUUUAUUGCUGGUAGUAUUCAUUUUAAUUCAUUAGCCUAUAAUAUGACGACAAAUAGCUGUUUUGUUCAUAAUGAAACGUCUGAAGGAUGUUUAAAAUUUAUUAUUCCACUUAUACCAUCACAACAGACUCAUACUUUGAAAAGAAUUGAUGGUGAUUCUAAUGAAAUUUUUGAAAUAGAAAUUAAAUUGCCACAUUCUGCCAUUGGAAGAAUUUACCCGGAUUCAACAAAAAUAAGAAUUAUUCUUGAUAAAAAUAUUGAUAGUAAUUGGAUAUCACUUACUGAAGAUUCUGAAGAAUUAAUUGAAUUUAAAAAUGAUCAUCGUGAGGAAAUCUUUCACCAUUAUCUUAAAGAAAUUAAAACAGUUUUAACUACUGUUAGUACAGUAGAAUUUACCUUAAUGAAAGCACAUAUGGUUUGGAUGAAUUAUCUUAUAAAAAUAAGUUUUCCAUUUCUUCAAAGAACAUUGAAUUUAGAAGCUAAUAAUAGAAAUGAAAUAAAAAAAUUUCUUAAAAAUCAUUUAUAUGGUUAUUCACCUGCACGUCGUGUAACAAAAUCAAUAACUAAAUUUUCUGAAAUACAAAAUGCUUACAAUGAAUCAUCUGUACAAGAGUAUCAUCAACAAUAUGAUAAUGCAAAUAGUUUUCAUGUUAAAGUAACAAAAAAUAAUGAUACUACUGUGGAUGGAAAAGAUUAUAGAAUAUGGAUUGAGAAUAAUAAUUCAUAUAUUAACGUUACCUACCAUGGAAUGAAAAAUUUUGUACAGCUUAAACAUAUUGAUGGAAUACCACUCAUCAUACGUUUUGAAGAUAUACCAUACCCUCAAUAA
Messenger RNA from Strongyloides ratti, 1194 nucleotides. RefSeq lists its product as hypothetical. Lineage: Eukaryota; Metazoa; Nematoda; Chromadorea; Rhabditida; Strongyloididae. Bases 1 to 1194 code for a protein of 397 amino acids. The transcript has a single exon. The record is from RefSeq and is a predicted model, not a curated record.